AAAUGGAACGUAUUGGACGGUUAGAUGUGAAUGUCCAAGUUCGAUUUCAGUAACUGUAACGGUUGUUUCAAGAAAAGACUGAAAAUUUUAUUUAAAAUAUGUACGUGUCAUUUUUGGUGAUACAAUAUAAAAUAUUUGUUCCAUUUCAAUAGUUCAGACCUAUAUGUCCUAAACAAUAUAGAAACGUGUUUAUAUAUAUGUAGACUUAAUUAUAUAGAAUGCCAAAAUCAAAGGAAUAUGUGUCAAGUGAUAGCGAAAGUGAUAGCGAUCAGGAAGAGCAAGUGAAGAAGAAACAGAAAACAGAAAAGGAAGAAAAAGCUGUCGCAAGUAAAAAGCCAAAAAAAGAAGUAAAAGAAUCAAAAGAUGAAGAUGAAACUGUGUGGGAUUUAGGUAACAAUCGUCAAGUAAAUGUUAGAGAUUUUAAAGGAAAGCUCUUUGUGGAUAUAAGAGAAAUGUAUUAUGAUAAAGCAGGAGAUUUAAAACCAGGCAAGAAAGGUAUAUGUUUAAAUAUGACACAAUGGCGUAAGUUCAUGUCAAUCGUGGAAGAAGUUGAUAGAGUUGCAAAAUCAAAAUGUUGAUAAAUUAUUUUGUCAUUGUUGAUUAAAGUCAUCUUACCUGAUUAUAAGAUGUACAUUUUGGGUUUUCUUAUUACAUUAAAAUAUUCUUUGAUAUUA
Vespa crabro (European hornet) is the source of this 674-nucleotide messenger RNA. RefSeq names its product activated RNA polymerase II transcriptional coactivator p15 (gene Ssb-c31a). NCBI's taxonomy places the organism in Eukaryota, Metazoa, Arthropoda, Insecta, Hymenoptera, Vespidae. Gene Ontology annotation, biological process: positive regulation of transcription initiation by RNA polymerase II. Gene Ontology annotation, molecular function: DNA binding; transcription coactivator activity. Bases 219 to 578 code for a protein of 119 amino acids. The transcript has 4 exons. The record is from RefSeq and is a predicted model, not a curated record.